Messenger RNA from Lolium perenne, 1468 nucleotides. RefSeq lists its product as uncharacterized. Lineage: Eukaryota; Viridiplantae; Streptophyta; Magnoliopsida; Poales; Poaceae. The record is from RefSeq and is a predicted model, not a curated record.
ACGACCACCGGCCACCGUGGACCCGUCGGCCGUCGACCCCCAAUCCGGCGUCGCACGCUUCCAUUAGCGCUGCGGCCGCGAAUCGAAAAUUCUAAGAGGAGAGGAGAGGCGAUGGCCGCCGCCUGCUCUUUCCGUUCCAUCGUCCGGGCUCCUCCGCCUCCGCGGGGCCUCGCCAGGAGGUCAGUGUUCUGCUGCAGCACCGCUCCCGGUGGCGCCUACACCUCCAAGCUCGUCAUGGAGGUUAAAGAGAGGCUGGAAAGGGAGCAUCCAGGCCUCCCGACUGGCAGAAGCGGGAGGGAUGAUGACGAGAUGAUCCUCUGGUUCUUAAAGGACAGGAAAUUCGCCGUUGAUGAGGCCGUCUCCAAGUUGACCAAGGCCAUUAAAUGGCGUCAAGAUUUUCGUGUGUCAGAAUUAUCGGAAGAAUCAGUGAAAGGGUUGUAUCAAACUGGCAAGGCAUAUGUGCAUUCUUCUUUUGACACCUCCGGCAGACCUGUGCUAGUCGUAGUGGCAGCCAAACAUUUUCCUUCUAAGCAAGAUCCACAUGAAAAUGAGAAACUAUGCGCCUUUUUGGUCGAAAAGGCUUUAAAUAAACUUCCAACGGGAACAGAUAACAUACUUGGAAUUUUUGAUCUUCGAGGCUUCCGUGUAGAAAAUGGUGAUCUCCAAUUCUUGAAGUUUUUGAUUGAUGUAUUCUACUAUUACUAUCCGAAGCGGCUUGGCCAAGUUCUUUUUGUGGAUGCACCAUUUGUGUUUCAGCCAAUGUGGCAGCUUGUUAAACCUCUGUUGAAACAAUAUGCCUCCCUGGUGAGAUUUUGUGAUGCUGAGACUGUGAGAAAAGAGUACUUCACAGAAGAAACUGUACCCCCUGAUUUCCGCUGUUAGGUGUCACCAUUACCUUUCUUACUACCGAGUGGCGGGUUGUCGUAAUGUUAAUGGCUGCUGCCCUGAUUCUGUGUAAGGCUCAGUGCUAAUUUUCUCUGUUUCUGCCUUUGUUCGAAACUUCCAUCGGUUUUUUUUUUCCGGUAGCAUUAUAAACGCUCAAGCACUGAACUGCACAACAUCAUGAGUGUCAAGGCUGAUGGGUUAAGGAUUACAGUGCUAGCUUAUGUUGCCAUAGUACAACCAUGGUGUCCACGGGAAUUCUCAUAUUCAUCAGUAUCUGCCUCGGGAACGUUGGAUGCUAGUUGAAAAUCUCUAAAAGCAAACCAGGGCCAUCUUGAAAUCCUUGGUCAACACCAGUUCUGGGUCGUGGGAGAAACUCUUGUCUGUGGGUGUUAAAAAGCCGAAUUUGAAGACCAUUGAUCCGAUUGCUCCUUGUUGCAGUUUAUCUGGAAAACUGGCUUUGCAAGGUAUUUGGCUUGUAAGUUUGAGGUUGAUCGACACCCUUUGUAAUAAUGAGCUUAAGGCUCAACGGACAUAAUUUUUCUCCUCAAUAAUACUGGUUGAAGGAUACCUUUUUUGCCCUUUA